Notolabrus celidotus (New Zealand spotty) is the source of this 9331-nucleotide messenger RNA. RefSeq names its product matrix metallopeptidase 15b (gene mmp15b). NCBI's taxonomy places the organism in Eukaryota, Metazoa, Chordata, Actinopteri, Labriformes, Labridae. Gene Ontology annotation, molecular function: zinc ion binding; metalloendopeptidase activity. The record is from RefSeq and is a predicted model, not a curated record. The transcript is spliced from 10 exons. Gene Ontology annotation, cellular component: extracellular matrix. The coding region runs from base 865 to 2847 and encodes 660 amino acids. Gene Ontology annotation, biological process: proteolysis; extracellular matrix organization; collagen catabolic process.
ACGUUUGGUCCCGACACACCACGCACAGCGGACCACUAUCUGUCCUGCUCCGGUAGGAAGACAACACAGAGCCAAAGACUCAGGACAACGCCGACAGCAGAUAAAGAACUAACCGGCUCACAGAAGACCCCCCGUUAGAAACGGAACAACUGGAUUUAGAGGGCAAAGAAAGCGUCAUAUGAUCACUGUACAAGAGAGGUCGUUGCUUUAAAACAGCCGUGCUCGCUCCAAGAUACGCACCGCUCCAAUCUGCGGCUGAAGGAGUCUGUCAAGUGCGGUGAAGUUCUUUGGCUGUGUUAGAGAUUGUAACUUUCUCAGGGUGAAUUUAAGUGCACUUCAUGAGGCAUUAUCACGAGGCAUUGUGUUUACCCGCUGGAUUUGAACAUGCUGGCAGUGAAUGGUUUGGUAUUUCUGCGGUGAAAAUCCACUUAGUAGACAUCACUGCAGAUUUUUGUGAAGUGCACUUUCAAGGUUACUAAUCUCUGAUGUUGAUUAAAUGAGACGUGCGCUCUCUUGGGUGAACACCACCACAGUGCGCAGAUCACAGUGUGGAAAGAAAGGUGAGAUAGAGCAGGGCAGACUUUACAACUUGAAAGAAAGCUGUGUGUAACUACAGACUCACAUAUGCGUGAAUGACUUCCAGACAUUUAUGAGGGGACACUUCAUAUAUCUGAUAUGGAGCUCUCUUAUAGGAUACACAGUUGACAGUUGCACCAGUCUUGGUAGGAAGUAGUUUGCGCGUUUUAUUUGGAGCUUUUAGCGCACGAACGGGCGAUUCUUUGGCAAAAAAAAAAAGUCGCCCGAGACUUUCCAAGAACUCUUUCCACAUCAAACCACCACGAACUCACACUGAGCUCCCGGACAAUGGCCUCCUCCUCGCGGAACAGUUGCUUCUUGUUGCUGUGGAGACGGACCGUCCUCACGCUGUGCAUGUGUGCGCUGGGGGCGCACGCUGCGGAAGGUGACAACAGCUUCAACGCAGAGUCAUGGCUGAGGAUGUACGGUUACCUGCCGCAGGCCAGCAGACAGAUGUCCACCAUGAGAUCAGCUCAGAUCCUGUCCAACGCCGUCAGCGACAUGCAGCGCUUCUACGGGCUGGAGGUCACCGGACAGAUGGACCCUCAAACCAUUAGUGCCAUGAGGAGACCCCGCUGUGGUGUGCCUGACAAGUUUGGAGGGCAAAUCAAAACCAACGUGAGGCGGAAACGCUACGCACUCACUGGACAUAAAUGGAACAAAAGCCACCUCACUUACAGCAUCCAGAACUACACUCCAAAGAUUGGAGAGUAUAACUCCUACGAAGCCAUCCGUCGGGCCUUCAAAGUCUGGGAGAGUGUGACCCCGUUGACCUUUGACGAAAUCCCCUACCAGGAGAUCAAAUAUGGACGCCGCAAGGAGCCUGACAUCAUGAUCUUCUUCGCUUCGGGCUUUCAUGGUGACAGUUCACCUUUCGACGGAGAGGGCGGCUUCCUCGCUCAUGCGUACUUCCCUGGACCUGGCAUGGGCGGGGACACACACUUUGACUCUGAUGAGCCGUGGACGAUAGGAAACCAGAACGUUCAAGGUAAUGACCUCUUCCUGGUGGCAGUCCACGAGCUUGGUCACGCUCUCGGCUUGGAGCACUCCAACAACCCUCUGGCUAUCAUGGCUCCUUUUUAUCAAUGGAUGGAGACCGACAAUUUCCAGCUGCCCGAAGACGACCGACGGGGAAUGCAACAGAUCUAUGGUCAACCUGAUGGCAGCCCCACUCAGGCCCUGCCAACUGUGACGCCCCGUCGCCCGGAGCCCAGACCACCUCAGCCACCUCCUCGCCAUCCAGACCGCCCCAGGACCACCGAUAGACCGGACCACUAUGGACCCAAUAUCUGUGAGGGGAACUUUGACUCAGUGGCGAUGCUGCGUGGAGAGAUGUUUGUCUUUAAGGGCCGCUGGUUCUGGCGUGUGCGUAAGAACAGGGUUCUGGAUAACUACCCCAUGCCCAUCAGUCACUUCUGGAGGGGUCUGCCCGGAGACAUUGAUGCUGCCUACGAGAGACACGACGGCCGGUUCGUCUUUUUUAAAGGAAACAGAUUUUGGAUUUUCAGGGAGGCAAACCUGGAGCAAGGCUACCCAAUGGAGCUGGUUGACUUUGGUCAAGAUAUUCCCUAUGACAGAAUAGACACAGCCAUAUGGUGGGAGCCAUCGGGCUUCACCUACAUCUUUCAAGGAGACUGGUACUGGCGCUUUAAUGAGCAGUCUCGCCUGGCGGACAGAGGUUACCCGAAACCAAUCAGCGUGUGGGGAUCUUCAGUGCCCUCGGCUCCCAAGGGGGCCUUCCUCAGCGAUGAUGGGGCGUACACUUUCUUCUACAAGGGAUCCAAGUACUGGAAGUUUGACAACCACCGCAUGAAGAGUGAACCUGGCUACCCUAAGUCUAUCCUGAGAGACUUUAUGGGCUGCAGCGUGGACCUGGACCCGGACAGAGACACGGACGCUGACGCAGGACGCAAAGUCCCGGAUGUCAACCGCCCUCCAUUCAACCCCGAUGCUGGACGUGACGCUGACAAGGGUAAAGACCGGGAUGGAACGGAUAAUGGUGGGAAGGACAAAGACACGGGCAAAGGCUCGGACAACGACAAAGACGAAGAUUACAGAGAGGGUCGGGAGGAAGACACCAACGAGGUGGACGUGGUGCUGAAGGUGGACGACAGCGAGGAACGGACCAUGAACAUCCUGAUGGUGACCAUCCCGCUGGUCCUGGUGCUGUGCAUCCUAGGACUCAUCUACGCCAUCAUCAACACGCUGCAGAGCAAAGGAGCGCCGCGACUGCUGGUGCACUGCAAGCGCUCGUUGCAGGACUGGGUGUGACACGUGACAUUAAGGGUCACUGAACUUUAAACUUUUACUGAACCUUAGACUCAAUCGUCCUCUAACCCAAAACUUAUCCUGUGAUCCAUCCGUCUCACGUCUCUGUGCUCAGUAGCUCCUGCAGCUCUUAGGUAGUAGAUCCCGUACGGAAACACACACACAAGAACAAAUCCAGGCAUAAAUGAUGUCUUACACACAUGCCUACACACCCACAUGAACACCACCCUUAACUCCUCCUGUCUCCCAUGGUGCUCUACAAUGCGUUGACUGUAGUCUAUUUAUAUGAGAGAAGUUUGCACAUUGUUUUUAUUUCUUGUUUUUUUUUCUUUUGGUUCAUUUUGUGUGACUUUUUUGUUGUUGUUAUUGUUUCUAAACCAGGAAGCCUGUUCUAUUCUCUCCUCCAUUUCUGCACCGCCCUCCUCCUUUUCCUAAUCUCAGUCAGGCUUUUUCCCCAAAGGAUAACUUGACUUCUGCUUGUGCUAUGAAUGUUGCCACAAAUGAACGUAAUGGAAACAGUUCAUACGGACAGACGGAUUAGUAGAUGGACGAUCUUUCCGGUGGGGUUUGGUAGUGAUUCUUCCUUUCUUGUCAUCAUUUUCUCCCUCUUGUUUAUCUUUUCUCUUUCCUCUGCAGUGCAGUUUAUGGUGUUGCUGGUUGAUGGGUUAGAGAAGCAGGGUCUGAUACUUCACUGUAGUUUACAUAAAGAGAUAUUUUAAGCCCAGCCUCUGAGGCCAGUUAUUAACCCCUCUGACUCCCCUUUCUCUGGAAGUGAUCAGGCUGCAGCUGAAACUCUGUCUUCGCUGUCUUCCUCAAGUGAGAUGUUGAUAAUUAACAUUGUGGGGUCGUUGCUAAAAAUAUUUCUGAUGCAAGCUUUUAAAAAAAACUUGUUAUUCAAACUGAUUUAAAGAGGAAAUGCAGAAUAACAGUAAAGAAAACACGGACAGCUUCCUGGAUCUAAGGUAUUUUGACCCUCCAUACUUGCUGUGGUUGUGAUCACACGCACUUUGUAUGUGAGUAUGUUCAGGAAAUGAGCAGGAUGAAUCUAAACUUAAUAUACGAGCCAUCCAACAUGAGGAACACACUUAUUUAUAUCUUAUGCUAGUGAGAUAAAUGGCAGUUAACCCUUAUUUGUACUACGCAGAAGCCUACAUAUGAUGCGUGACGUACAGUUCCUCAAAAUUGUAACGAGGCAUUGAAACAACGUGGACUACAAGCCCUGUGAUUGGACUGGGUAGCAUCAGAUUUUGUGCAUUAACAACAUUUCCUGCAUCGCCGCCAUCGUCCUACACCUGCACUGAUUCAGCAGACAAACAUUCUUUCAUCUCUGACUCCAAGUAUGUGACGGCUGAGCUAUAGUUAAAUUCUGUUAAUGAUCUGUACAUUUUACCCUCUGCAAAUAAUGUAGUGUAGCUUAUAAUGUGGAAUUACUGCUUUAAAACAGAGCUGAUUUUUGUAUUCUGCAGUUCCCCUUAGUGAGAACUGUGUUGACUUGACAGAAGUGUGGGAUUUAGAAACAGCCUAUUUAAACCACUACUGCAGCUUGUUCACACACAUUUGAAAAAUCAGUCUAACUUCUUUCUUUCCCUUAUUUGGAAACCAUUUAAAGACCUCUUACUCUGAAAGGGUAAGCAGAGUUUAAAAGGGUUGUCAUCCUUUAACUCUUACACUUAGAGAGCUGCCUCUCUGUCACAUUGAGACCUUCGGAGGAUGCAGACUGAUGUUUGAAUGAAAAAGUCAGCUAGCUGUGAAAUAACAGACAAAAAGGAGCGUUUGUGUGACUUAAAACACAGGAGAGAAACAAGACAGAGCUUGGCCUUAAACUUAACAACAGGAUGUAACACCAUCCCUACAGCACAGCAGUUGCCGGUUGUAGCUAAUGUGCCGUGGAGUUUGUAAUGGACUUUUUAUUGCUAGUGAUUUUUGAAAGGACAUUUUCAUUGACGAGCCACGGUCUGUCUGUUGUAAACAUGGUGGAGCUGCAAGCACCAGGGUGGGCUCGGCCGUGAGGCUCAUGUGAACUCAGACUAAUCCUCUUCAUUAAAAAACAGCAGGUGUGUGCAAAUGCUGUUAACCCCCGCGACCCCCAAACUAAACCUUGAACCCCCCCGAACCAAAACAUUCUCCGCUCCCUUUUCAUCUUACAGAGAUCAAUGAUGAGACGAAGCGGAGUGAACCAAAGAAAAAUGUCCAACUAACUCGCCCAUUAUAUCAGCAUCAAAGAGAAGAGGGUAUCUCUGAACAUUUUAGCCUCUCUACUACAAAUGAUCACUGAUCAUUUUCAAACGUGUGCCUUAGAGUUUUAGACUUUUUAACUAUGAUGCUCAGUGUUCCUGGCAACCUUUAGUUUUCAUUUGUUUUCAACUUUUUGACCGCUGAUACCACCACAAAAGUUAAUGAUUGUCACUUUGAGGGAUUACAUAACCCACGCAGGUUAUAAGUGUCAGCUUACUCAAUCUGGUAGUGCACAGAAAUAAAGGGACUCUAAUGACUGUCAUGGGAAAUGCUUAAAAAAGACUUUUGAAAACAUCAUUGUUCACAAAGUGGUUGAGGCAGAAUAGCUGUUAAGUUUUUAGGAAGUGGUAGAGAGGCUGAAAUGUGCUUUCAUUUUUACAAACAGAUUUGACAUCCUUUAAAUGUCACUACACCUUUAGUAAAUCAACUUUAACAAUUGAUCCAGUCAUUGUAAGAUAUGUAAAUCAUUAAUCAGCAUUGGGAAGUCAUUAUCAUUGGUUGCUUUAAAUAAAUGAGUAAUCUUUGGGGGCUACAAAUCCGGCCAAAACGGGGGAGUGUGUAUGGCCAGAGGACCAUACAGUGCAGCUUCAAAUAUGAAUGGGAGGAAAGCUUAUCUGAGGGGGCAUUAGGUAGUAAGCUGCCGGUCUGAGCAGAGAGGGCUCAGCUCAGCCGGCUCAGGUUACACAGAUCUGGACGGGGAGGGUGAGGAGAGACUGAAUUUCCUGCAGCUGAGACAAGGGAUAGAGGGGGGGAGUGAGGGGGGAGGCUGACCUCUUCUCUCUGAGCUUGCAAAGUUUGGAUCUCAGGAACAAGGAGGGGUGGGAAUUCAGAGAGAGAGGGAGAGAGAGACUUUGAUUUGCUCAAUCCCACUGGCAGCAGUGACCCAAAUUCUCCUGUUAGCUCAACAUCAGAGCUAGCCAAAGAGGAAACUUUAGCUUACAGUAGCAGGCUGACUUUUUGUUCACAGGAGUGCUUGCUGUGGCUUUGUAUUCACCCCAUGACAUGCAUUAAAGCAUGCACAUUCAACCUGGUUGUUAGGGCUGGAUGAGAAAACAACAUGAACACAGGGUCCUGGUGAUAUUCAAGUUAGUAGCCUUGAUAGUGAAUUUGAAAAUGUCCCAAGUUGAGGAAAUUGUUGGCAAACAAUUUGAUACGUUGGACACAAAGGCUACAAAAUACAAAGUUCUAGGCACCAAGAAUGAGGUCAUUGUCUUGUUUUAGCUACCAACCUUCAUACAGGUUCAGAAAACGUUACUGAACACAUAACAACACUUUGUACUUGAUGAAAGGACAAGGAUUUCUCUUCAAAAAGACAUAGACUCAUAAGUGGUUCCCUGAAUUUUGUCUUUUGUAAUCCAUUAGACUUCCGAUCCAAUCCUCCCCCGCUCUGUAUUCUCCAGAUUUCUUACAUGUUGCUGUGUUUGGGACAUUGUUGGCCAAUGUCAGUGAUUGUGCCGGGGUGUGAAGGUCACAGCCAUCAGUCGGCAGGUCAGGACAUAAACACAAUGCAGCACCAAGGUGACUUUGCUGUCGCUCUCUGUCUCUAACACACACACACACAGCAUGCAGGAUGAAGAGAGGCUUUAUCUGCCAUUAGAUAAAACCCAGCUCUGCUAUUCAGAGGAGUGGAGAUAUUGUAAGUUUGUUUUAUGAAGUGAAACAAUCAGAAAUGUAUUUUUGAUCCUCUUUCUCUCCACUUUACACAGUUCGUAUCCCUUUAAUACACAUGGAAUCAAAAAGUAUCAAUGUAUAGAUUGUUUGACAACCUUUCUCAUCAUCUUUAACAAACAAAAAACCCUGAAGGCUUCCUCUCAAAACCAAGUGUUAGCUGCAGCUUGGCCACAGGUCACCGUCCCAUAUCCAGCCCUAAAGUAGGAAAGCACAAGUAGCAGCAGCAGUCUUUUUGGCUAGACUCACAGAGUUAUCUUUAUCUGCUCUCCUGGUUGUCCGUCAUCGAGGUGAAGACAGGUUUAGGUGGAACACCUUUGCCUCAUAAAGCUGAGGAAGAAAAGAAAGAGCAUAAUUAGCCUUAAAGAGAAGUCUUGAGAUUGAUCUGUGGCGAGUCGAUUCAGCGGUUGCCAGGAAACGGUGUCCUGUGUCCAUCACUCACCUCCUCAUGAUCAGGGUUACAGGGGGGAUGGGGUUGGCGGACUAAGCUAAUCAGUGUUAAAAGCAAACCCCCCCCCCACCCCUCUCUCUUCCUCCUAUCCUGCUCUUCCAUUGGUCCAUCAAUGAGAGCUCAGACAGCGUAGAGUCUGGACAGGAUCACAAAACGCCAACUCAUUGCACAAGAUAAAACCCUCUAGAGUUCUUCCUCUUUUUUUCUCCUCCGUGACCUCUCCACAGAGUCCACAGGGAGGUAACCACUUCAAAGCUCAAGAAAACCACUUCAAAGUUGAGAAAGUCGAGCGUACCUGAGUUCGCUUUGCUUGCAGUUUGAGAGAUUCUCGGUGAGGUGUCACCGACAGAGAUCAAAUUUGGCACAGUUCAUCGUCUCCGGACAUCCGGGGAGAAACAGACGAGUGCUAAAAGGUUCAGGGAAGAAAUGUGUCAGGGCUGAUUGAUGCAUGUGUUUUUGUUUCUGUGUGUAUGUGUGUGUGGAGGUGUUCAGUUAAUCAGCUCUCCUCUCCAUAAGCGAGGCCUGUUGUCUGACUGUAAAUCUCCCACUCUCUCUGUCCCCCUCCCCUCUGCAUACUGGCCCUCAGAGCCCGAGGGGAUCAUAAUAACAACAAUGGCCUUCUCUUUCUCCCCCCUCUCGCUCUCUCUCUCUCUCUCUCCUCCCUUUAUUUUCUCUCUCCCUAAUACACACACAAACACAUUAUUGUCUUUCAAAACCUCACCUUCCUCCCCUCCCUUUCUCCCCCCCCUGCUUAGAAAUCCAGUCCAAGCCAAGGUCUAAAGCCCUUUUUAGAUCCACCUCCUUGUUCAGCAACAUUUGAACACUGCAGGAGGAUUCACUUCUAAAACACUGUACCUGUCAGGCUUUGAGUUUUGGCGAGCUCAGACUUUGCAGCAGGGAGUCACAUUCGGAUUCAAAGCUGCAAAGUCUGAAGUAUUUUAUGUUAAUGCCUUGUUUAUUGCGAAGUACACAGUGUCUGAUGCAAAGUUUGUUUAAGGUUAGGACAUCUCUGAGCUUGUCUGAGCUUUCAUCUCUCUCAGGAUUUGUUUCUGUAAACACUGCAUGUGAAGCAUUUCUCAGUCAGCCAGGCUGUCGGGGCUCUCUCAACCUUUCUUUUUGUCUUUUAUCUUAAUGAAAAUCUCAGUUUGAAUCUCUACAAUCAUGCAGAAGGCAGGUUUUCUGUGUCUGUGUCUGUGCCCUCAACACUUGUUCUGUUUCAGCUGCCUGUAGUCACUGCGCAUCUCUGCCCCUGAUCAUAUCCACAAACUUAGACAAGUCGUUGCAUCAGCCAAACUCUACUGGGAAAAACAUCAGAUCGAUAAAACUGGACUGAAAAGAUCAAAGCAUAAAAAAGUUGAAAAAGAGACUGUUUCUGUUUCACUCGGGUCAACUUUGUGGCUUCUAACAGCUUGAGCGCAGAAGACUGUGGGCUGUCCAGAUGCUUCUCUCUUUUUCCCAGAGUGCAUCUCACCUUGCUCAUCGAACCCUUUCCACUCUGAAACCACUCAUUUUCAAUCACCACUCGACUAACUCAGCUGCCCGAGGACGAAAUAGAAAAGACGGAGGCUGACAAAUGACUUUCAUUGUCUGUGAUGUCACUUUGCUCUGUGGAGCAGCAGAACGGCUCUCAGCGUGCGUCACAGACAUCUAACUGUUGAUCAGCCCUCUGUUUUCACCCGCUCGCUGCAGCUACAGUAGAGGGUAGAUUUUGGUGGAUUCAGCUGGACCUGUGCUGACCAUCAGUCGUGGAAUUGUGCAUCUCACACUUACAACCUUGUCGUCAUUACCACCUGAGUAAUGAUUCAGUGUCUUUCUGAGAACACAGAAAGAAUCUUUCAUCUCUGACUGGGAUGAGAGGAGAAAAAAAGAAAGCAUCAAUUGAUGAACACAGAUGAUUUUAAUGUUUGUUUUUGAUCAUUUGUCUUAUUUGUUUUGAUUUUGUGCAUUUUUUCUCUCCAAACUUGAUUUUUUUUUUGUUAAUAACAUUCCAAUUAGUUUUGAUGAUUGGUUGUUAGUGUUUUAUUUUCUGUAGAAAUGUAACAUUUUAUACAUUUGUGUUGUGUGUUCACCUCUAGUUGAGUGUGUUAACAAGCCAUGCUGGACAUGUACACAUUAAAAAAAAAUGCUCUGGAA